GUAGCAAGGGCAACGUUUCCCAUCUCCGCAAAAGUAUUUCUGAAGUUGUGAAUGUUAGAUUCCACUCUGUGAGACACAUCGAUCUGCAGGUUGAAGAUGAUCUCCAGGCUCUAAGCGUCAGUUCACCAGCUGAACUCUCAGUCAGACUAGUGAAUGGGACCACUUCCUGUUCUGGGACAGUGGAAGCCUUCUAUGAAGGAGAGUGGUUGGGUCUAUGUUCUAUGUGGCGGUGGAGCAUGAGAGAGGUUAAGGUUGUGUGUAGACAGCUGGACUGUGGGAAUCCUGUAGCUGAAUCUAGAGGACCUCUGAUUGAAGAUGGAAGAAGAGGAGUCAGACUAUUGAGUUGCUAUGGAGAUGAGUCUUCUUUUAGACAUUGUGACAUCAGAGGGGGACCUGGUUUCUGUUAUGGUGAAUAUUAUCGUCAUGUGAUCUGUUCAGAGUCUGUGCGGCUUGUGGAUGGAGCUGGUCUCUGCUCUGGGAGAGUGGAGGUGAAGUCCAAUCAGUCCUGGGCCUCAGUGUGUGAAGCUGACUUUGACCGGCAGGAUGCAGAGGUAGUCUGUGGGGAUGUUGGCUGUGGGGCUCCUGCAGCUCUACAGGGGGGGCUCUAUGGAGGAGGUGAGGGUCAGACCUGGGAUAAAGAGUUCCAGUGUAAAGGCAAAGAAUCCCUUCUCCUGGACUGUGACACCUCAGACAGAAAACACAACACCUGCCUACCUGGUAAUGCUGUUGGACUUACCUAUCUCCUGGUCCAGCCUGAUAUCUCCCUGACUGACUCAAUGGGAGGGGUCUCCAGGGGCCACCAGGGGCCCGAGGUGUUCAGGGGCUACAGCUUCACCAUCACCUGCUCCACUCAGCCACAGUACCCAGGAGGCUCCUUCCUCCUCACGUUCACCGGCUCCAACAGAACCCAGACCCAGCCAGCUGUCAAUCACUCUGCUGCCUUCCUCUUCCCUGCUGCAGAUGACUCCCACCAAGGGAACUACAGCUGUAACUGA
Messenger RNA from Salvelinus fontinalis (brook trout), 995 nucleotides. RefSeq names its product scavenger receptor cysteine-rich type 1 protein M130-like. The record is from RefSeq and is a predicted model, not a curated record. NCBI's taxonomy places the organism in Eukaryota, Metazoa, Chordata, Actinopteri, Salmoniformes, Salmonidae. Gene Ontology annotation, cellular component: membrane. Bases 222 to 995 code for a protein of 257 amino acids. The transcript has 6 exons.